Molecule: messenger RNA, 5090 nt
Organism: Leguminivora glycinivorella
Lineage: Eukaryota; Metazoa; Arthropoda; Insecta; Lepidoptera; Tortricidae
Gene: Hs6st
Product: heparan-sulfate 6-O-sulfotransferase 2
Exons: 8
Coding region: 306-1616 (436 amino acids)
Cellular component (GO): membrane
Molecular function (GO): heparan sulfate 6-sulfotransferase activity
Source: RefSeq, a predicted model, not a curated record
CACUGACUGAACGAACGGUCAUAUCAUAUCAGCCAGUUCACGUCCGUCGGCUGAUCGUGGACAUCGAUAGUAGUAUAAUCUUGUGUUAGUUUUAACCUAUUACGCUUAUAGUUACUUGCAAUUAUUAUGCAUUUCUAGUAAAAUGCGUUUGUCAAGAGUGUAUUAGAAAUCGAACUUACCACUAAAUAAUAGUCUAAACGUCUACAAUGUGAGGUUGACAUUACAUAUUGUUAUGAUGUGAUGAAACGCAAGUAAACUACGAAAGUCUUGUGUGCUUCUUUAAGAUAUUUUCAUAAAAAUGAGACAUGCAUCCGACCGAAAUGCAAAAAAGUGUGUCGGUGCAAGUAGACAGUGAUUUCGCUUUGCUGCUACCGAGUGGUGUAUACGAAAUUAAGAAAAUGGAGCCAAGAUCGAAACUACGAAAAGUAAUACUGUUCUGUUUACUACUCUCUUUAUUCGGAAUGGUUGCAUUCGGAUAUUUCUGCCCAGAUCAGGUGUGCGCCGUGACGCCCCGGGAGCGGGUGGCGGAGCCGGCCGCGCUCACCUACGCGGAGGCGCCCGGCCGGCCGCUCCCCGACGCUAUGGCUCAGCGCGGCCUCUCCUACGAUGAAGUGCUCCAUGAUGACUUUCGUUUCGACCUGAAUGCGCACGACGUCAUGGUCUUCCUGCACAUACAGAAAACUGGCGGCACCUCGUUCGGGAAACACCUGGUUAUGGACUUGGAUCUAAAGAGGCCGUGUAACUGUCAGAGAGCGAGAAAACGAUGCCAUUGUUUUCGUCCGCAUAGCAACGAAAUAUGGCUUUUCUCGAGAUACUCUACAGGAUGGAAAUGCGGAUUGCACGCUGACUUCACAGAGCUGACGGCGUGCGUGGGCAGCGAGCUGGACCGGCACGAGGGCUCGGCCGUGCACAGGAGAUACUUCUACAUCACCCUACUGCGGGAGCCUGUCUCUAGAUACCUAUCGGAGUACCGGCACGUGAAGCGCGGCGCGACGUGGAAGGGCUCCCGGCAUUGGUGCCAGGGCCGCACAGCCACUGCCCUGGAGGUGCCGGCGUGCUACAGCGGCGAGACGUGGCGCGCGGUGACGCUGGAGGAGUUCGCGGCGUGCCCGUGGAACCUGGCCAACAACCGGCAGACGCGCAUGCUGGCCGACCUGGCGCUUGUGGGCUGCUACAACGGCACGCUGCGCCACCGCACGCCCGACUCCGACCGCGUGCUGCUCGCCUCCGCCAAGCGCAACCUCGCCGCCAUGGCCUACUUCGGCCUCACCGAGUACCAGAAGAUAUCGCAGUACGUGUUCGAGGAGACGUUCAACCUGCGGUUCGCGGUGCCGUUCACGCAGCACAACGCGACGGUGUCGGGCGCCACGCUGGCCGCGCUCUCGCCCGCGCAGGUGCAGCACAUCAAGCAGCUCAACUCGCUCGACCUAGAGCUUUACGAGUUCGCCAAGAACCUCAUGUUCAAGAGGUUCGAGGCCCUGAAGAAGCGUGAUGCGGACUUCGAGUACCGCUGGCGGCACCUCGGCGAGGUGGCCCCGCGCAGCGGCGUCACGGAGUUCGACUGGGACAGCAACCUCGAGGACGCCACCACCGAGAAGCACCGCGGCCGGCGGUAAGCGCCCGCACUAGUCAACCACCACCCUCCCCUCUUCUCCCCUCCCCUACCUAAUACCUAUUAACUACGCCAACGCGUCAUUCGUAUAAAUCGUUUCAAAGCUACACCAGUUAAUACUAUAAACUCUAAAUGUUAAAAUAGGUCUGUACAAAUAUCUUCGUGCGGAACUAGUGUUCUGCUGAUUAUUUUAGAUUCUUCAUGAAAUCCUUGUCUUUAAGCUAUCUUAAAUAUUAUUUUAUGAUAAGUUUCGUAGACGUUGGCAUCUACACAUUGUGCUAUAAUUCCAUCCCUUGUAAUUAUAAUGUCUAAAUAUAAAUUAUAUUUUAUCCCGUUGUUGUAUGAAAAGAAUGUUAACGUUGAAACAGGGUAGGUAAUGCAUCUAGGAUGAGCCCAACGAAGUAGCCUUUAAUGUAAUUAUCGGGAAAAUGAUGAGUGACAUGACUUAUAAGAGUUAUAAGAUACCUGAUGUCUAGGAUUUCUUUAUAGAAUCACUUUAAUAUGGAUUAUAUGAUGAAGACCGACAGGUCUAUGUAUUUAAUAUGUAUCAUCAGCGAUAUUUUAUUUUUUAUAUAUUUACGUCGUAUUGGAUACUGUAUUGGUUCUAAAAAUACUCUUAUUAUAAUUUUAAUAGUCUCAUUUUAAUUAGCCAAAGAUCAAAAAAUGGAAAUAAGUAAGUCAUACUCAAGAUAAUUGUAACAGUUUUACAUAAGUACGUGAAUAAGGUUCACUUUUGAAAGGUAGCUGUAGGGGCGUCGCGUGGCUGAGUGUAAAGCUCGCAGCGGGCUGGCCGGUGCCGGCCGCGUAGUGGGGUUGCCACGACACGUGUCGCGUAUAUAACUAUACUAGUACGCCAAGUCUGGCGAGCCGGAGCGCUGCCGAUGCCGUGCCGGUCCAAACAACUUCUAGGCGACACCUGUAGUACUCACGGUGAUCUGCUGCUCCCUUAACUGGCAAACAACGCGGCUCACAAGCGAUGUUAUGUUGUUGCGCUCUAUCGAAAAUUAUAAACCAUUUAUUUGUACAGGUGUAACAAGCAUAAAGCGUAAUGCGCUGAACAAAUUUUUAAGAGCUGAUUUCAAGCGUAGAAGUAAUUCUCUUAACAGACGAUUACUUAAUCCCUCAGCCACGAAAUGGGGUCCUUACCUAAAAAGUUACUGUCAGCUUUAUUAAACAAAAGUGUUCUAUGUGUUGUUGUUAAAAUAAUUUGGCCGACCGUUUUAGUUUCGUCCAAUUAUAAUUUACAUAUCUUUAUCAAUUAGGUUAGAGUGUUAAUAUAAGUAGGUUAUUAUUAAAUCACUUAAGUGAUCUCUCAAACCGAGCACACGACAAGGCAGCGGCUAAAAGAAUAAGGUUGUAAUUAUUCAUUCGCGAACAAGUUACUAAAUAUAUAUUAGUUUAAAGAUGUCUUCAAGUUGCACAUACUGUUGUAUUGCAUAAAGCAAUAGAUUUUAACAAGCAGUCACUUUCACUAAUGGCAUGUGCUGCGACGUUUCUAAUUUCAAAUAGCAUUCAGCGUUCAUACAAGCGUAUAAAUUAAUCGUUCAACAAAUUCAACUGCUGGAAGUUACACGUGACGUGAAGCACAUGAAUAGGUAUAAGUUCACUGCUAUAUCUAAACCGGCCCGUGGCAAAGGCUUAAUACCAACAACUGGUAAAGCAAAUGUUAUACUGUUAGAAGAACUUAUGUAUUUACAGUCAAGUGUAAAAAUAUAGGUUAACAAAAGUUCCUCAAAAAUGUAUCCAAUACAUAGCUUAUUUCGUAGUCAUAGUUGACCAACUUUUAACACCCAUAAAUAUUUCUACACGUGACUGUAGACAUUUUUGUUAAUGACAAAGUAUUUUGUUUCGGUUAAUUCACAGAGCUAAGCAGUAUUUUUAAAACUAUUUUUUUCAAUUAUUCAAUUGCAUUCGCUUGUAGUUACUAUGUUGCAUAUAAUGGAUUAAGAUAUAUAUAUAUAUAAUUAUAUUACUUAAUAGGUUUUUCAAAAAACCCAUAAGUAGUAAGUGCAGCUACAGUCAAUCUGAUACUCGCGAGCAGCUCACAUAGGCACUUGCAAUCCUUUGUUAAGAUUUAUUUUGUGAUCAACCCACUUAAUUAAUACUACACAUAUUAAAAAAGGUUAAGUAUACCAAAGCAAUUAAAAUUGCUGCCAACAAAGUUUCAGUAUUUGUAUCACUACUGAAAAAUUGCUGAAUACUAUUGAGUUUUCUAUUAGUAUACUUAUUCAGAAAUGUUAUAAAUCGACCUAGUCUAUUAGUAAGCCCAAUAAGACUUCUGCAGUGGGUAAUAUGUAGAUCUAGAUCUAGCAUUUAUAUUACUAAGCUAUAUUUAUUAACUGUAUGAAUCCACGAGGAGUAUGAACCCACAAUAUUUUUCAUUUAUGGAAUACAUAAAAGCGAGGUCUGAAGCACUGCCAUGAUAUAGGUAUGUAUUUGGGUUCUGCGUGUAGUAUUUGAGGACAAUAUCGUUUCCCGAAACCGAUGAAUUGAUUAUCGUAAGUAGGAUCACACUUUUAUCGCAGCGCGCGGCUGAGAGGUCGACCUUUGACAAUAAAUUCGAUAGAUACAACCUUGUCUUGCGUUCAUUUUGUUCGCUUAGCUGAUACUUAGAUGCCUUUUGGUAGAUAAUCGAUGGUUUCUUUAAAAGACAUGUUUUGUAUGUUAACUCUGGCGUGUGAAAUGUAUUUUGACCCAUUUAUCUAUGUGUGAUGUAGUCAUUUGUUUUUCGUCUGAUUGAAGUUGUUCGUUGACAGAAUGUCUACGGUACUGGCAUGCAAUGUAAUUUUAGAUUUUAAGAUUAAUGUUUAUGAUUAUAAUAGAUAUGAAUAUUUUUUCGGUGUGUAAAAAAUAUUAUACUAAGCCCUGUGAUAAAAUCUUUAUGCACCCAAUAUUUCAAAAUAAUCCAAUGCAUAAUUCAUAACUUUAUUUUGUUCUCUGCUUACAAUAAAAUUCACUCUUAGCCUACGACACCCUUUCCCGUGAAAAUAUGAAGCGUCCGAAUCGGUGACUAUGUAUUUCUAAUGGUUUCUUAACAUUUGUAGGUUUUGCUGAAUGUUAUGUAGUGUAUUCCAGGACGCAGGAGUUAUUGUAUAUAGCUUUAUUAGAUUAGAUAUACCAGUUAAAGGUAAGAUACUUGAUCGGUAGCGACGUGAACUGCUGAUGUGAGCGGUGAGCGAUCGAUGAGAAGGGAAAGGGUGUCCAGGAUCGUCGGCCGUAAGUAAUGGGUGCAAUUGCCAUAUAUCGAGUUAGCCAUUUAUAGAGCACGUAAAUGUUAUUCUUAACGAUUGUCGUAUUAGGUGUUACAAGUAACUUAUCGAAUGUGCGUAUAUCAAAUAGCUACACGUACUAGUGCCGAUUGUGUGGUCUUGUACCAAAUCUUAGGAUUUAGUUUGUUAAGUUCCAGACUGAACCAAAUCAUAUGACGUCAUGUUGUGUUGAUAAACACUGAGUAAUAAAAUUAAUAAUUACCAAAAUA